UUCCUCUUCCUCACCCUCUAUAUGAGGCUCCUGCUAGCUCUGGGCUCAGUUUGCUGCUGGCAGCCAGAGCAGCAGGAGCUGAGCAACAGGAGCAUCCCUGCACCUCAUCCCUGCAUCCCAUCCCUGCGUGGGCUCAGAUCCUGCCUCUCCUCUCUACUGCCAGCGCCAAAUCCAGGAGACGAGUGAAGCUUCAGGGAUCUUCCCAUCCACAGCAUCGGACGCUCUUGCAGCCACCCAGAGCACCCAGGGUGCUAAAUCGGGGCUGGGGGUGAUGGUGCCGCUGGGCAGCCCCAGUCUCGCCGUCUGUGCCUCCAGCAACCUGCGCCUCAUGGCCCCCGGCCGCGGCUCCCCCCUGGCCUGGCUGAACCGGGGCCCCGAGUGCCCGCGGGAGCCGGGGGUCGCUGGGGGACGAGUGCCCAGUGCUGUGGAGAGGCUGGAGGCUGACAAGGCCAAAUACGUCAAAUCCCAGCAGGUCAUCAACAGCCGUCAAGAGCCGGCACUGCGAGGCUGCUCGCCCCGGUUCUCACCCCGCAGCCGGCGCCUCCUCGCCCGUCAGCAGUGCAACGAGUUGUGUCAGGGCUCAGAGCUGGCCCGGGAGUCUCCCAGGAAGCUGCCGUGUCCCCAGUCCCCUGUGUCACGCCGGGCUGGCAGCAGGCGCCUGCUGAGACCUGAUUCCCUCAUCAUCUACCGACAGAAAAGAGACUGCUUGGGAGGAGACAAGGAGAACACCAAGGGUUCCGGGCUGGUGCGACGACUCUUCCAAGGGCCGCUCAGAGACAACAGAGACAAACCCCCCAGCUCUCCCCCACCCAGGGGGCUUCGCCAGGGGUCACCAGCCCCCCAGAGCCCCGAGACCCCCAUGCUGUGGGUGGCUGCAGAGAAGGAGGAGGCAAGGACGCUGGGCGCCAGCAGUGGCGGUGGCAGUGGUGGCAUCUUCCCGUCAUCUGGCAACCCCAUGGAGCAGCCCCCCCAGCCCCCCAGCAAGCAGGCGCUGACUCUGCGUGUCUCCUUGCCGCUCUCAGAGAAGGAGCAGUUCUUCAACUACUGCGGGCUGGACCGGGCGCUGGUGGAGGUUCUGGGGAGGGAACGGUUUGGGCCAGUGGGCUGGGACAACGCCUCAGCUCGGCUCCCUGGCUCCUGCGAUUCGGAACCGAGGCAGGCCUCGGAGGGCAGCGAGGGGGACACGGGGCCAGGUGAGGAUGAGACGGAUGCCCGACUGGGCUCCACUGUCUCGGUGGUGGAGCGCAACGCCCGCGUCAUCAAGUGGCUCUAUGGCUGCCAGAGAGCCUGGGCGGCUGCCAAGGAGUCCACUGUCUGAGCGAAGGCAGACCAGCUGGGGACAGGGACACCCAUGUGGGUCUCUCUGGCUGGAGGGUGUUCCCUCACCCUUGCUGGACAUGGCCAAUGGACCGGUGGCAUCCUUGGCCCCAGCACCAUGGAGCUGCUCCGCUGACUGGGAGGGCCAGCAGGUCUACCCACCCCCUUGAUGCCCUCCUCCCUCUCCAGAGCCACCAGGUCUACCCCAGACCCAGGGCUGAGCUCCUGCCAAGGAGCAGGUGGGGAAGGAGCUCCACAGAGUAAGUCUCUCCCCGUCCCAGGGCUCUACCAGGCUGCUGUCCCCUUCAGUGUGAUCCCUUAUCUCUAUCCUGAGCCUGAGCCUCCCACCAUGGGCAAUGCCCGGCCAGCAGCCCCCUCCUCCCCAGGAAAGGGGCUACUUGGGCCAGAGCUCAA
Messenger RNA from Cuculus canorus (common cuckoo), 1731 nucleotides. RefSeq names its product family with sequence similarity 110 member D (gene FAM110D). The record is from RefSeq and is a predicted model, not a curated record. The transcript is spliced from 2 exons. The coding region runs from base 272 to 1318 and encodes 348 amino acids. NCBI's taxonomy places the organism in Eukaryota, Metazoa, Chordata, Aves, Cuculiformes, Cuculidae.